UUGCUCUAUUAGUCCAGUAAUGUCAUUGCAGAAUAACGAGGCAUUGCCGUUUCUUUUAAUAGCUAUUUUAUUUUAGAAAUUUGUAGUGACAAACUUUUGGGAGUUCCCCUUUCAUCAAGUUUAAAUCAUUACUGAAACAAGCAAAGGACGGAGACAGAGAAUUCGACAAACAGCAAAUGUGAGAACGAGAGAAACAGAUUGAGAGACACAGUGUGAGAAAAAGAGAGAGAGAAACAGUUUGAGAAAGAACAGAAUUGCAAAAAAGAGAGCGUUCUGAUACUUCCAUUCCCUGUCUGUUGCUCGGUGAACGAUUUGUUUGUGCAGUUUUCCUGUGUUUGUUUGUCUAAAUAAUGCCUGAAGGAAAAUCCUGCACAAUGAUUUAACACAACGUCUCAGGUCAGGUUAUUCCAGCAGUGAUGGAGUUAAUUGAGAAAGUUUUGUGGGUUUUUUUUUUUUUGAAUCAUCAAGUAACUUCCUCUUCACUUCAGCACCCGGAACAAAACAGUGAGAGAAUAUCCUGCUACAGAAACGCUAGGAGAGGACUGCGAGACCGUCUUCUUUCCAUGUUUCUCUUACAGCUGGGAAUGGAAGCUGAUGCAGACAAACCAUGCUGAUCACCUUUUCAUUUUUUACCAGCAUCAUCCUGUGCAGUGACCUAGUGGGAGACAGAACAGAUGGCUCAAAUACAAGCGAGGAAAACAUAACUAAAUUACAUGGCGGACAGAAAAAUACUGCAAAGAACAUGAAAACGGCAUCUUCUCUUCAUUUAUGGCCAGAGGCAAAAUGCAAACUGUUGAACUUGGACUUUGGAUUCAAUGCUUUUGAUGAUCAGUACAGAGGUUGUACUAAACUUCUCGAGGAAGAUGUCAUGCCCAAAAUCUUAACCUUAGAAAAGGCAAUAAACCUUGAGUUUGGCUUAUCGUGGAACCGAGCAGAGGUGCGGUGGGAGCAAAUAAAAACACAAUUCCGUCUUCCUCCUGGUUUUAAAGAUGAAUUUGGAACUGCAGUUAUAGUCUACACUACUGAUUGGCCAAAAGAGAACCCAAUAUAUAAAGUAUUCAAUGAAAAUGUCAGCACAGCUGGAAAAUCUAGAACUCAUUAUAUCCAAAACUUUCACUUCAAAUCCCUCCACUUCUACCUUACACGGGCUCUGCAGACCCUUAAGAAAACCUCCAAGAGGAGGCACCAAACGUUCCGAGGGACAGAUGAAUCUUACGAGGUGUCAGAAUCUGUUCUAAGGUUUGGGAGAUUCACGUCUUCCUCAUUGAACAUCGAAGUAGCCAAAGAAUAUUAUUCUGGAUUACUUUUUGAGAUCGUGACUUGCUUUGGAGUCGACAUCCACAAACUUUCUUCUUUCCCCGAAGAAAAAGAGGUUCUGAUCCCAGUGGCGGAGAAGUUUAUCUACAGGGGAAAGAAGGGGAACAUGCAUGUGAUAGACAGCACAUGUGAACUGUGUAGCUAUUUUAAUUGCGCGCUUUUUGGAGAGGAGAAGCUCGACGUUCCUGUUUGCAGUACCUCUGCCGUCUGAUGAAGCUGUUUGGCUGAACCUGUCCCCCUCGGAGUUAUCCAUGUCAUUUAUCACUGACGUUGAUCUAGAACAUUGUGGAUUGAGAUUAUUUUAAUAUUCUGUUAGAAUUCUCUGACAGUGGGCGGGCUUGAUAUUAACGUAAACACCCAUUUCAAAAAUGUUAGUUCGAGGGAAAAAAAAUGUUUUGAAAAAAGCUUCCAAAACAAUCUGCAGAAAAAUAGUUUUGGUUCAUAACAUGUGGCGGCAUCGCUGUUAACCUAUUCUAUGUAUUAAAGCACAUAUAUCUGACCUGCCUUAAUUUACACAUGAAUUGCCAUCGUCCUACGGUAUCCAUUGCCUGUAUAGAGACACAGCUACUCAGGGUUACAAUGUGUAAAGUCCAGCUCUCGCUGCUGAUGUUCAGAUCUCUCCAUCUUGUCCCAUUGACCGUGUGUCGAUUAGUAUAUUCUGGGUGGUUGUAAAGGGGGGUUGUUGUCAUUUACUUCACUGUUGCCUGAGUUAGCAAGGGGAGCUUCUUGU
Pelobates fuscus (common spadefoot toad) is the source of this 2047-nucleotide messenger RNA. Its product is annotated as ecto-ADP-ribosyltransferase 5-like. The record is from RefSeq and is a predicted model, not a curated record. Bases 608 to 1528 code for a protein of 306 amino acids. Lineage: Eukaryota; Metazoa; Chordata; Amphibia; Anura; Pelobatidae. The transcript is spliced from 6 exons. Gene Ontology annotation, molecular function: NAD+ poly-ADP-ribosyltransferase activity; NAD+-protein-arginine ADP-ribosyltransferase activity.